Molecule: messenger RNA, 904 nt
Organism: Saccostrea echinata
Lineage: Eukaryota; Metazoa; Mollusca; Bivalvia; Ostreida; Ostreidae
Product: glutathione S-transferase A-like
Exons: 6
Coding region: 33-716 (227 amino acids)
Source: RefSeq, a predicted model, not a curated record
UCCAUUUCUGUGAGGGGGCUGCACGCAGAAUUAUGGCUGACAAGAUGUUUCUGUACUGGGGGUCGGGAAGCAUCCCCUGUUGGAAGCCCAUGAUCGUUCUGGAGGAGAAAGGAUUUGGGAGAUACAAGAACAAACUGAUAACAUUCAGCAAAAACGAGCAAAAAGGAGAGGAUAUCAUGAAGCUCAAUCCCCGGGGUCAGGUCCCAACAUUCAAAGAUGGCGACAUAGUGGUGAAUGAAUCCAAUGCCAUAUGUGAUUACUUAGAGAGUACUUACAAAGGCAGUGGUACAAAGCUCAUACCUGAUGACAAAGCCAAAAGAGCAAAGGUUCUACAGCGUAUGCAUGAGGCUGCUAGUAAUCUGCAGCAGAAGAUGAUAAUGGACGUAAUUUACUACAUGUGGCAAACAAAAGAGGAAGACCAAAAGAAGGAAGAGGUGAAAAAGAAGUUUGAUGCACUGAAAGAGGAGUUACAACGGUGGGAGGGCUACCUAGGGGAGACAAAAGCCUUCCUGGCAGGACCAGACUUCAGCAUGGCCGAUGUCUACUUUUACCCGUACAUUUUCUUUGCUGUUCGUGUUGGACUGGAGCUGGAAAAACUCCCAAAUCUGAAGGCAUAUUUUGACAGGUUGUCAACUCGUCCAAGCCUCAAAAAUACACAACCCCCUCAUUGGAAGGAGGAGCCACCCAAAAGUACCCCGCUAAAGGGACUUCUGUGAACAAUACUUCUCUUUCAAUAUUACUUAUUUUGUUGAAAAGAGUCGUUCGUUUUUGCCAUUAUUGUGUAAUAUAUUUAUAAAACUGAGUCCUGAACAUUUUUUUUCUAUAUCAAUUUUGAACGAGUGUAUUUGUACAUACACUAUAUACUGUAAUACCGGUAAUUGAGAUUAAAGCUAUGUGUGUGUGA